Drosophila ananassae is the source of this 1012-nucleotide messenger RNA. RefSeq lists its product as uncharacterized. The transcript is spliced from 2 exons. The record is from RefSeq and is a predicted model, not a curated record. NCBI's taxonomy places the organism in Eukaryota, Metazoa, Arthropoda, Insecta, Diptera, Drosophilidae. Bases 116 to 685 code for a protein of 189 amino acids.
CGCCAGAAUGCAGUAUUUUUUUGGCACAUCCACCACGGUCACUCGAUUGUUAUUGUUUGGAAAAAUAAAUUAAAAGCCGAAUAAUAAUAAAAUAUAACAAUUUCUUUGAACAAACAUGGUCAACCCGAACCACAAAAUCAGCCCGCACUUGAAUGGUACACCCAGCAACUACAUUUAUCUGGCCGCUAAUGCGGACUACGGCCGCAGCUUGAGCAAGCUUUGCGAACGUAGUUUGCUGCAAAAGCAACGUAUUUUGCUAAUAAACAGUCGCCAAGGCAGUGCCGAAUUGCACAACCUGGAGAAGUACUCAACGCUGCAGAUCGUUCACAUGCCGGACAUUGAGAGCACGCCGCAUGGUUUCUUGGACUUUCCCGACAGGGACCUGGACCUGGUCAUCUUUGAUCUGAAUUCGAUUGUUCUGAACGCCCUGCACCGGCCGGUGAUGCAGCAGUGCUCCACGGACAAGCUGGUCCGCCACAUCGCCAAAUGCUCGGCGGCGUUCGCCAACUACCGGGAACAGCUCCAGGCCAGAUGUAAAUCGGUGAACACCGUUCUGGUGAUGUCCCAGGACUCGUAUCCUUUGACCCAGGCCCAGUUCAAGCUGCUCUGCGGUCUGUAUUUUUGCGGCAACGAGUGCCACACAAGUUUAUCCAAACUGGCGGGUAGAAUUUUCUCCUCUCAGUAAGAUUUUUUUUUGUUUUUUUUUUGUGGAAAGGAUAUCUAAAAAGGACAUUCAAGUGCCUUAGAUAGGUUUCGAAAAAUACUCGAAAAGGUUUACAGGAAUUAUUUGUAGUUUUAAGUUGAAACUAAAACGGAAGGACUGGAAAAUUAUGUUUCUAAAGCAAAAAAAACAAGCAGUAUUUAAAAAAUAUAAAUAAAAUUAUAGUUUAGGGCUAACUAACUCAAAUUAUGUCAAAAAUCAAAGCUGAAUAAUUAUGUGUCUUAUGGAAAAAAAUGAGCAGUAUUCCAGAUUAAAAAUAAAAACUUUUGGUAUCCAAAAAGUCAUCAAGAA